GGAAACUGCAGAGUUAUGAACAGCAGAAGUUCGAGUUCGUCUUGUCGAAUAAUUAACCUGCAGCUGCAGCUCUCUCUGCUCACACCUCUCGAGAUAAUCCAAUCCAGCUCAAUCUCCGCCGCCGCCGCCGCCGCGACAUGCCAGUUUUCAAGACGCCGUUCAACGGCUACUCCGUCAAAUUCAGCCCAUUCUACGAGAACCAGGUCGCAGUCGCCACCGCCCAGAAUUUCGGCAUACUCGGCAACGGCCGGGUCCACGUGCUCCAGCUCGGACCCGCUAUCACAGAGCGCGCCGCCUUCGACACAGCCGACGGAGUCUACGAUGUCUGCUGGUCGGAAUCGCACGAUUCGCUCAUCGUCGCCGCCGUGGCUGAUGGCUCGCUGAAGAUCUACGAUUUGUCGCUGCCGGCGGCAGCCAAUCCGAUCCGAUCGCUCCACGAGCACGCUCGCGAAUGCCACGGCGUCGAUUUCAACACCGUCAGGAAGGACUCGUUUUUGAGCGCAUCGUGGGAUGACACCGUGAAAUUGUGGACCGUGGAUCGGCCGGCGAGCGUGCGGACUUUCAAGGAGCACGCUUAUUGUGUCUACGCCGCCGCGUGGAACCCUAGACACGCCGAUAUCUUCGCUUCCGCUUCCGGUGAUUGUACCACUCGCAUUUGGGAUGUGCGCGAACCAGGUUCUACCAUGAUUCUUCCUGCACACGAAUUCGAAAUCCUGGCGUGUGACUGGAAUAAAUACGAUGAUUGCAUCAUCGCAACUGCAUCAGUGGAUAAAUCCAUAAAAGUUUGGGAUGUGAGGAAUUACAGAGUGCCUCUGGCUGUGCUAAACGGGCAUGGUUAUGCGGUGAGGAAGGUGAAGUUCUCUCCCCACAGGGGGAGCAUGUUAGCAUCUUGCUCGUACGAUAUGAGCGUGUGUUUAUGGGAUUAUAUGGUCGAGGAUGCACUCAUUGGGAGGUACGACCACCACACGGAGUUUGCAGUUGGUGUUGAUAUGAGCGUGCUUGUCGAGGGGCUCUUGGCGAGCACUGGCUGGGACGAGCUUGUCUACGUUUGGCAACAUGGAACGGACCCUAGGGCGCCGUGACACGAGGUGUGCUUUCCUUGUUCUUCCCUCCCCAAUGUAUAAAGAAACAGAUUACAUUUACAGGGUCUCAUCUUCAUUGUUGUACUUGUUCUUUAUGAAUGUGGUAUGAUGGUUGACAACAGCUCUAAAAAAUUCUGACUGUUGAAUAAUGCAGCGGCCAACAAGUUCAAAUGUAUGAAUUCCAGCCAUACUUGAAGGGAAUAUGUUACCCCUUUGAUAGUUUUUUGUUGAAUAGGGUUUCAUGGUGAAAUGAAAUUUAAUCGGCUCCAAAGGAGCUGUGUUUUCGUGUU
Molecule: messenger RNA, 1372 nt
Organism: Salvia miltiorrhiza (redroot sage)
Lineage: Eukaryota; Viridiplantae; Streptophyta; Magnoliopsida; Lamiales; Lamiaceae
Product: peroxisome biogenesis protein 7
Biological process (GO): protein import into peroxisome matrix
Cellular component (GO): peroxisomal matrix; cytosol
Molecular function (GO): protein binding
Source: RefSeq, a predicted model, not a curated record